This is a messenger RNA of Physella acuta, 3689 nucleotides long. Its product is annotated as zinc finger protein 236. The record is from RefSeq and is a predicted model, not a curated record. Lineage: Eukaryota; Metazoa; Mollusca; Gastropoda; Physidae.
AAUUGAAUGACGGAAAUAAUCUACAAAAAUUAUGAAGAUCUGCGCUGAUUCUAGAUAAAGAUCCAGAUCUUUAAUUUAAAACUCAAUUUCUAAUCGUACCGCGCGUCGAUCAUAUUCUUGAAGGAAACAAAAUCUCAUGAAUGGAAGUAGAAUCUAGAUCUAGAAUCUAUAUCUAGAGUCUAGUUCAAGAAGUCUAGUACUGUUAGUCUACUACUAGAUUCUAGAGAUGGAUGAAAACAGAAAAGCCUCAUAUUCUAGACAUUCUAGAGUCUAGAGUCUACUACUACUAGAUCUACUAGCUACUAUUCAAUUUAUUCAAUUACGGUAACAAUUAAAAUGUUGAUUCAACAUCUGUAAUUUACUAGAUGUCACCUAACAAUGGAAUUACAGACUAGAUUGAAUUCCAACUUAAGUGAACCAAAUAGGAAUAACAUUUUGCAAUGCCAGUUUCAAGCAGAGAUGAAAAGUAAUUUGAUCCAAACUUCAUUAAAUUCUAAUUGUGUAAUUCUGCCUGAUAACCAAAGAUUAGGUGCAGUUCAUCAGGAUUUGGCUGUCGGCGAUCCUCUUAGAAUGUCAGCUAAAAGUGUUAACCAACCAACCUCAAGGCCAAUAGUUAUAGGAAAUUUAGCAGGAGCUGGUUUAUUGACUUCUCUCAACAAACUUGAACAAGGCAAGUCUUUAGGGUUAUCUCAGGAGUCUUCUUUGAUAAACCGCCCAAUAAUCAAUUUUAUUCCUGUUAUUCUGCAAAAGCCAACCCCACUUGCACCAAAAGAAUUUUCAAAUACUGCUGAGCAAACAAAUAUAUUUGUCCAGAAAGUGGAGAAACAUCCGGGGAAUACAUUUCCAGGAGAAAAGUCUGACUCAGAACAUAUAAAUAUUUUUAAACCAUCACUAUCUUCAUCAGAUACAUUGAUCAUUAACUCACCAGCAGAAAGCAACAGCGGCCCAGCUAAUAUGCCAACUUACAGCUCAGCCUAUUCAUAUCCUAACAGUUUAGUAAUCAACAGCAAGUCAGCAGUAAAUGAAAGCUCUUUUAGUUUGAUCAGAGACUUAUCAGAUAAAUCCAUUUCUCUUGAAAGUAUUCCAACAGUAACAUUAUUUAAAUCUGAUGGUAUAGAGCUUCAGGAAGUCAGCAAUGAUGUAAUAGGUCAGCAGGUAGUGGAACUCGAGUCAGCAAACUCUCCAACAUUACACAGAAUAACAAUAGUGGGUAAUAACCAAAUUCCAACCUCUAUUUUACAGUUGAUAAAACAAGAAAAAGAGAACAGUAAUUCUUACUCUAGUUCAAAUAGUGAUGUUCAAGGCAGCAGUAAAGGGAGAAAACUACCUGAAGAAACCUCUCAGCAGGUAGACAACUCUGACACAGAAACUGAUAAUGAUGACACGGUCUUUGAAUCUUGUCCCCAAUCCAAAACCAAAUUACAAAAAGCUGACACUCUCAUUUUAAGAACUGAAGAAAGUAAUACAGUGUCAAAGUCCUCCUCUCUUACUACUGCUGCAACAAUUAUCUUACCAACAGAACCAGAACUCAGGCAUUCUAACACAGAAGAUAAAAUAUCUGAAGGCUUCAGCUUCAGUUCUUUGUCCAUAGGCAGUGCUAUCAGCAUGGAUACUGCUUUAGAAAGUUUGCCUUUGACCUUUGAUAACAACACCAGCAAGUCAUCAAGAGAUUCAAAAUUAACAAUUGGAGUAAGUGAACCUAUGAAUAGAUCAUUAUAUCUGAUGACUGGUGAUGGCCAGUUAACCGCAGUUAGGCUGAUUACGUCAGAUCUUUGUGAUAUCUCACUGUUAAAUCAAAUAGGGUUGAUGAGCAACUGUUUUGUCAACUCACCAUCCCAUUAUCCUGAUUCAGGAUCACCUGCUGAGGGGAAUGUUAAAAUUGUUGAAGUCAAAGAGACACAGACAGAACUAGCAUUUGGUGCAAACAACAUUUUGUUUAAAUCUCUAGACCAAGGUUUUAGUAAUGACAGUUUGUAUAACAUCGAGGCUGUUUCAAGCUCUAAAUUACCAGAUCAGAUGGAUAAUUCCUCCUCUUCUCUUACAAUGAUUUCAGAAAGUUAUAUCCCUAAGUCCAAUACACAUCCCACUAUAGACAUUCUACAAGAAGCUGUUAUCCCUCAGUGCAUAUCAAUUACUGGCUCUUUACAACCCCACAGCCAAGAUUUAAAGUAUGGCUCCAUGCCAUCACAUACCCCUGAGCCUCAUUUACCAGACCCUUCUUCAUUCAACAUAUCUGCUGAUAGUCGCAAAUUCAAGUGCAUGCAGUGUGAGGAAAUUUUCAGCAAUAAAGGAGAGUUAGACAAACAUGGAAAAUCACAUGUCCAGUUUUUUAAGUGUGAUUUAUGCAAUGCUAAAUUUAACAGACUGGGCAACUUUACAAGACACAGAAAAAUUCAUAAUCUGCAACCUGGGAAUCCAAACCUUUUUAAAUGUAAUGACUGUGGUCGUGAGUUCUUACAGCGCUGUGAUUUGAAACGCCAUUUACUAAUUCAUACCAAACAAGAACCAUAUCGUUGUGAAAAAUGUGGUAAAGGCUACAUACGACACAGUGAUUUGGUGGUCCAUUUAAGAUUUCAUAAUAAAGACAAAGCUUUUAAAUGCACAAUGUGUGAUAAAAAAUUCUUUCAGUCAGGGGAUCUUGGUAGACAUGUCAGAAAAGCUCAUAAACCAAACAGCCAACUGACCUGUGGUCAUUGUGAACGCAAGUACGCCUGUGAAACAACACUUUUACGUCAUAUGAAAGCCAAGCAUAAAGACAUUAUAAUGCAAACAAUUAAUCAAAGGCUCAAAGAAACUGAGCUGUGUGAUAAAAAUCAGACCAUAAACAGCACAGAGGUGUUUUUUACACUACCACAGACCAAUUAAAGGCCAAGAAGAAAAAUAUAGAAGAAACAUACAGUUAAUUUAUCCUUAAGUUAUUGUUAUAGAUACCGUUAAAAUAAAAAAGUUCAUGAUGAUUUCAUUUAUUACAGUUGUAUGUAAUCUCGCAUAACUUUAUUUAAUUAUGUGAUCAAAGCUCAAAAUGUGUUUUAUCUUUAAUCUGUUUGAGCUGUACGUAACAUAAAAUAAAUAAUUAUUAUCAUCGCAAUAAGAUUUGCUACGCAUGAAGGAUUCAAUGUAUUUUCUUCUCAAAUUAAUACGUGAUAAAACUGGAAUAGAAUUUCAUAAUUGUAGUUACUGGUAGCCCUUUAAAUUGUAUUUAUUAUAUUUUCCAAGGCGUGUGAUAUAACUUAAUCAUUUAAUUAAUUUAACUCUGCUUUGUUUUUUAAAUACAUGUGUGUCUAUUUAAGUGUGUGUAUAUAUACAUAUAUGCCUACACUCAAGUGUGAUAUGCUUAUGUUGCUUGUUAUUGAUUUUAUUUUAAAUUGAUUUAACUAUUUUAAAAUACUGGUAUGCCUGAUAUACAUAUGUUUUAAACUUUAAAACUAAAUAUUUUUGAAUUUUGAUUGUGCUAUAUUAUUUAAAUACAAAUUUACGCAGUUCAACAGUAUCCAUUGGUUACAGAAGUGAUGCCACACUUUUAUUGUAUAAUGACCUUGAACCUGGUGAAUCUAACCAGAAUUGUUCAUGGCCAUGACAAGACAGCUGUCUUGUAGAAAAAAAAAUUUCUUGUUUUUAUCAAACAAUAAAGGUGUUGUAACUUUUGCAAAGAUAAUGAAAAGAUGAUGUUCAAGUAUACCACUGGUAAA